UUCGAAGAAGUGGAGGGCAAGAGGCUCUCUCUCUCUCACACACACUCACAAUCGCCGGCUCCUCUGCGUCUCCAUCGUCGCGUCUCUGUGCAUCCCUCGUCGUUGUCGUCGCGUCCUCAUCAGGCGUGGCUCGGCGUCGCUGCUGCCUCCCCCUCGCCAGUCACUGCUUCACCGUGACAGCUUGGUUUCUCUCUUCUCUGCCGUGUCCUGCAACUCGGUGCAUCAGCCAUCAGGAUCAGUUUGAUCGAUUCAACCAAUAAAAUUUAUCGAUUGAACCAAUAAACCAAUAGUUUGAUCGAUUUGAUCACCAAUAAUAAUUCGAGGGGUUUUGCGACAUUUCAUUUCAAAACCCUUUCACUGCAAAGCCACUGUCAGCGACAGAUGCAAUUGCCUGCUGCGGCGGCGCGUGCGCCCACAUGGUUUUCCACGCGUCGCCUUCUCGAUGAAAAGCUCUCCGACCUCCACCGCUGCUCAAACCUCAACACCGUGAAGCAAAUCCAAGCUCAAGUCCUCAAGAACGACCUCCACCAAGACCCUUACGUCGCACCGAAACUCGUCGCCGCGUUCUCCCUCUCCCGCCACCUCCCCUCCGCCGUCAACGCAUUCAACCUCGUAACCAACCCCAACGCCCACCUCUACAACACUCUCAUCAGAGCUCAGGCCCAAAACAAGGCUCACCCUUCCGUCGCAUUUGAAACCUUCUUCCAGAUGCAGAGGAGCGGUGUUUUUUCAGAUAGCUUCACCUACACGUGUCUGUUGAAAUCUUUUGACGGUUAUAGCUGUUUUCGGAUGGUGCAGAUGAUCCACGCACAUGUGGUCAAGUUUGGGUUUUUCGGGAGUGAUAUAUUUGUGCCGAACUCGUUGAUAGAUUCGUAUUGUAAAUGUGGGGGUGCUGGAAUGGAUGCGGCAAUUUGGUUGUUUUUAGAGAUGGAGGAACGGGAUGUGGUGACUUGGAACUCUCUGAUUGGUGGGUUGGUGAGAGGUGGUGAGUUUGAGAAAGCCUGCAAGGUGUUUGAUGAAAUGCCUGAGAGGGAUAUGGUUAGUUGGAACAUCAUGUUGGAUGGGUAUGCUAAGGUUGGGGAGAUGGGGAAGGCGUUUGAGAUGUUUGCGGGAAUGCCCGAGAGGAAUGUUGUGUCAUGGGCAUCGAUGGUUUGGGGUUAUUGUAGAGCCGGGGAUAUGAAUAUGGCGAGGAUGUUGUUCGAUAAGUGUCCUGGGAAGAACUUGGUGAUCUGGACCACUAUGAUAUCUGGGUAUGCUGAGAAGGGGCUUGUUAAUGAGGCAACAAAGUUGUAUGAUAAGAUGGAGGGAGUUGGGAUGAGGAUUGAUGAUGGGUUUCUGAUAAGUAUUUUGGCUGCAUGUGCCGAGUCUGGAAUGGCUGCGUUGGGGAAAAGAAUUCAUGCUUCUGUUGAGAGGUGGAGGUUUAGGUGUAGCACUAAGGUGUUGAACGCAUUCAUCGAUAUGUAUGCGAAGUGUGGUUGUGUGGAUGUUGCCCUUGGUGUCUUUAGUAGGAUUGAAAAGAAAGAUUUGGUGUCUUGGAAUUCCAUGAUUCAAGGGUUAGGCAUACAUGGACGUGGUGAGAAAGCACUUGAGCUUUUCACGAGGAUGGUACAUGAGGGUUUUGAACCGGACAAAUAUACAUUCAUUGGUCUUUUAUGUGCUUGCACCCAUGCAGGCCUUGUCAAUGAAGGGCGUAGUUACUUCUAUUCAAUGGAGAAAGUGCAUGGGAUUGUUCCUCAAGUUGAGCACUAUGGUUGUAUGAUUGAUCUUCUUGGUCGAGGGGGACACCUGGAGGAAGCUUUUCAGCUUGUGCGCAGCAUGCCUAUGGAGCCAAAUGAAAUAGUCUUGGGAACUCUUUUGGGGGCUUGUCGAAUGCAUAAUGAUGUAGAUCUUGCAAAAGCUGUGUGCGAAUACUUGUUUGAGUUGGCACCACUGGAUCCUGGAAAUUUCAACCUUUUGUCAAACAUUUAUGCUCAAGCAGGGGAUUGGGUGAAUGUUGCUAGUGUAAGGUGGCAAAUGAAGAACACAGGAAGCCAAAAGCCUUCUGGAGCUAGUUCCAUUGAGGUAGAAGAGGAAGUGCAUGAAUUUACAGCAUUUGAUCAGUCACACCCUAAAUCAGAUGAUAUAUAUAGAAUGAUUGACAGAUUGAUAAAGGACAUUAGGCAGGUUGGAUAUGUUCCAAAGGCUUACGUCAGCCGAAGUGAUGCUUAUAGUUUUAACUUUUAAGAAAUGAAUAUGAAGAUUUAAUUGCAUACGUUGCUGUUGUAUUAAAAGUAAGGAUGUCAUCAUAUACUUCGCAGCUGCAGCUGCAGCUUGUGGUUUAGCAAAACAGAGAAAUUGUAUGCAGGGACCAGCUUGUGCUUACGGUGGCAGCAGCACUGUUGUAAAGCCAAUGAGAGGGAACAGUUUGUAGUAGUUGUAAAAAAGAAGCUCUUCAAAUAUAAUAUACUGAGUGGCAAUUCCACUCAAUUGCACUUGUUAAUUCGAUUCUUGCUGAGCAUUAUUGAUCGGAUUUGAGACAUUCACUUGAGCAUAAGGUUAUUUCUGGAGCUAUAUGUUAUCUCUUAUUUUAUUUUAGUAUGAGCGGUUCUUGUAUCUGAUUCUGCAUGUUUUGUGGUUGUGGAUAUGUGCCUGAGAGAACUCUCACUCAAUCCCCCAUCUCCUCUUUAUGUGUCAGAUUUACUCAUGGACUCUGUGAAAUCCUGUUAUAUUCAUGAGUGGAAGUAGUGUGGAACAACUCAAUUGAAGUGAUUCACUUAAAAGUUUCUUACCCUAGUCCCUGAGUUACAAGCAACUGAAGCUAUUGGAAUUUUCUAGUUUCAACAAAGUUCCUUACGAGUAUAUUCUUGCUUCAAUUUUCAACCUGUUUCUUUUCCAUUCUGAUUUUGGAACCAGGUUUUCAGUUUUUUGGUGUCAUGUCUUAGAUCAGUCACAUGUAUGAGGAGCAUCGACUGCUUGUUGCUCAAUCAUGUGGAGAGCUUGCAGAAUUUGUAUGGCCUGAGAUUUGGGAUUCUCUUAAUUUAUCUAUUGUGCAGCAAUUCUGUUGUUGUUGUUCGAGAGGCUGCGGCUUGUAAUCUGGCUAUGCUGCUUCCACUUUUCCCAGACAUGGAUAAAUAUUUCAAGGUGGAGGAGUUGAUGUUUCAAUUGGUAUGUGACCCAUCAGGAGUGGUGGUGGAAACUUCUCUCAAGGAAUUGGUUCCAGCGUUGUCCUCCUCUUUCUGGGGUUGAAGGGUCUGCGGAAUCACAUCUGUGUGUCCUGGGUGAAAGAGAGUGCUGGAAUAUAGAUAUUCUUUUAAGAAUGCUGGUGGAAUUGCUUCCUUGGGUAGACCAGAAAGUGAUAGAAACAUGCCCCUUUUCGCACACCACUGAAACUACACAAGCUAUGGUAUCUACCUCAUUGCUCGAAAUGUAUGCCAGGGGGGCAGUUGAAUGGGAUGCAUUUGAAUGGAAGCAUGUUGAAUGCUUUCCUAAUUUGAUAGAGCUGGCUUGCAUGUUACCACAGAAAGAAGAUAAUCUUCGGAGCCAAAUUUCAAAGGUUUGAGACCAAGUUCUGCUGUUGUUGAUAGGCUCUCUACGAUGUGUGUCUUACCACUUUUGUUGGCUGGUGUUAUGGGUACUCCUGGAAAACGAACUGUUAGCAGAAUAUUUGAGGAAGCUGCUACUAGAAGAAAACCACAUGGAAAAUCCACCAACAAAGCACUCUCCUGAGAUUAUCAGUGCUAUCCGUUUCAUCUGCAUAUACGAAGAAAACCAUGGUUUGAUAUUUACUAUACUGUGGGAAAUGGUUGUCAGCACUAAUGUAAACAUGAAAAUAAAUGCCGCCAAACUGCUUAAAGCUAUUGUCCCGUAUAUUGAUGCAAAGGUUGCUUCAACUCAUGUUUUGCCUGCCCUAAUUACUCUUGGAUCUGAUCAAAACCUGAAUGUGAAGUAUGCAAGUAUAGAUGCAUUUGGUGCUGUGGCUCAACACUUAAAAAUGACAUGAUUGUUGACAAAAUACGGGUUCAAAUGGAUGCUUUUCUUGAGGAUGGCAAAGUAAAUUUUUGUUUCGCAGGCAGAACAUAUUUUUCCAUGUUGAUGGUCCUUGUGCCUUAGUCACUUUGGUAUUAUUCAACACUGCAUGUGGUUGGCAGUUUUCUUGUCUAUUUAAGUAUAAGCAAGCAAGCAGCGUUGUUGUUUAUGGAGAUUUCUUUCUUUUUUUCUCACAAUAUCUCUUGUCGUGUCUCUAACUAGCUGCUUUUAUUGUAAAACCUUUUUGCACUCUGCACUCAUAUAUGUGCUAUGUUUCAAAUGGCAAAAUAGAUUAUCAAAAUAGUGUUCAAAGCAGAGAACUCUUGAACAGUUUGUCAGAAGAUGUGAUAAAGUGGAUAGGUUGGAACAUCAGCCUGACCCAAAACGACCCCGUCAGUCAUGACUUGCGAGAUGCGCAAGAUGGAUUGGAAAGUGAAUCCGUUUCGCACAUACGAGACCGGUGGCAGGUGAAUCGGAACUUAAAUCUUUAUGUCUUCAUGCAGAAGUUUUCCUGUAGUAUUAACCAUAGGUACAUGGGGAAUUACACCUUUGAUGACACAAAUGCCUUUUGAAGUUAAAAUCCAUUGUACAACAAAUAACAGAUUAUGAGUACAACUUACAACACUAAACUAUGUUGCUGGUGCUGGAGAAUGGAGAUAAUGGUUUGGUUAUUGGGAGAAAAUGUUGAUCAAGUCUCCCAUUAGAUUUUAGGUUCCACUUGUUCUUAACUUUUUGCUCCCCUAGUUAAUGUAUGGGGCUUUGUACAGAGUAGUAUAUUAUCAUAUAUGAAUUACACGUGUAAAGAAUUUCUUUA
Arachis duranensis is the source of this 4819-nucleotide messenger RNA. Its product is annotated as pentatricopeptide repeat-containing protein At3g29230. The record is from RefSeq and is a predicted model, not a curated record. The transcript is spliced from 8 exons. Gene Ontology annotation, biological process: RNA modification. Lineage: Eukaryota; Viridiplantae; Streptophyta; Magnoliopsida; Fabales; Fabaceae. The coding region runs from base 382 to 2223 and encodes 613 amino acids. Gene Ontology annotation, molecular function: RNA binding; protein binding.